This is a messenger RNA of Diaporthe citri, 429 nucleotides long. RefSeq lists its product as uncharacterized. The coding region runs from base 1 to 429 and encodes 142 amino acids. The transcript is spliced from 2 exons. The record is from RefSeq and is a predicted model, not a curated record. Lineage: Eukaryota; Fungi; Ascomycota; Sordariomycetes; Diaporthales; Diaporthaceae.
AUGGCCGGAGCCACCUCUAAGGCGGCUGUUGUCGCCGGUGUCACCAGCAGCCCCGGCAGCCCAAAGACUGCCAACACAAAAUGGAACGAGGAGGCCCACCGGGCCCUCAUCGGUACCCUCUUGGAUGUCAUGGACUCCGCUGACACGAAGUGGCGGGCUCAUCUUGACCUUAUGGUCGAGAGUCUGGCAGAGCGAGGCCAGCAGUUCUCCAAGGAGGGCAUUCGGCACCGAGCAAGCAUUGACCGUCGCAACCCCAAACACCUCAAAAUGCCUGCCGUGUGGGAUGACGCCCGCGAGCGAGAUCUGCUCGAGGAGAUUUACCUUGUACUGUCCUCCCGCCAGCCGCUGUCCCAAGAGGACAAGGAUGCUGUUGCUGCGGGAAUGAAGCAGCGAGGCUAUCAGAACCUCACGUGGAACGCCAUUCGGUAA